Messenger RNA from Cavia porcellus (domestic guinea pig), 2387 nucleotides. RefSeq names its product tetratricopeptide repeat domain 12 (gene Ttc12). The record is from RefSeq and is a predicted model, not a curated record. Gene Ontology annotation, molecular function: protein binding. The coding region runs from base 125 to 2302 and encodes 725 amino acids. NCBI's taxonomy places the organism in Eukaryota, Metazoa, Chordata, Mammalia, Rodentia, Caviidae. Gene Ontology annotation, biological process: sperm axoneme assembly; axonemal dynein complex assembly. Gene Ontology annotation, cellular component: centrosome; cytoplasm. The transcript has 22 exons.
GCCCCGCAUCUAGCCCCGCCCCGGCCCUAGCCCCGCCCUUGCCUCCAGCCCCGCCCGGGCCACUCACAGUCCUCUCGCGGCAGCCACUUCCUGUCCCGCGGGCGCCUCAGGAAUUUGGCCCACAAUGGCUGAUGAUCAGGAGAAAGACUUGCAGAAAUUUCUUAAAAAUGUGGAUGAAAUCACCACUUUAAUUCAGGAGAUGAAUUCUGAUGACCCAGUUAUACAACAGAGAGCCGUGCAGCAGACAGAAGAGAGACUGAUGCUGAUGGAAGAAGCCGGAGAGGAGGACGGGUGCAGGACAGCCUUGAACAAGACCACGAUCAGCCCGCCACAAGCCGCUGCGCAGAAUACAAAUGAAAUAAACCCAGAGGCCUUCUUGGCAUCUCUGGAGAAGGAUGCAAAGGAGCGGGCCAAGAGAAGACGGGAAAACAAAGUCUUAGCAGAUGCCCUAAAAGAAAAGGGGAACAAAGCCUUUGCCAAAGGUGACUAUGCAGCAGCCAUCCUGAGCUACAGCGAGGGCUUGGACAAGAUGAAGGAUAUGAAAGUUCUGUACACCAACCGAGCCCAGGCCUACAUAAAACUUGGGGAGUACCAGAAGGCCCUGGCGGAUUGUGACUGGGCCCUGAAGUGUGAUGAAAAAUGCACCAAAGCAUACUUCCACAUGGGAAAAGCCCACCUGGCUCUGAAGAAAUACAGUGUGUCCCGACAGUGUUACCAGAAGAUGUCUGAAAUAAACCCUAAGCUGCAGACACAGGUGAAAGAAUACCUGCACCAAGUAGAUCUACAGGAGAAGGCAGACCUUCAAGAGAAAAAAGCCCGUGAAUUACUAGAUUCGAAAAACAGCACUGCUGUGACAACCAAAAACCUCCUGGAAACCCUCUCGAAGCCUGGCCAGGCACCCUUGUUCUAUGCGGGGGGAAUUGAGAUCCUGACUGACUUGAUGAAGGAUGAUGCAGAACAAACUUUAUUCAGAAUGCACAAUGGAUUCAGCAGCAUCAGUGACAACGAGGUCAUAAGAAGGUGCCUUUCCGCGGCGGAAAAAGAUGUGAUUGAAGAGACAGUCUGUGUGACCAUUCUUAAGCUUUGGCAAGCAGUGUGCCGUGGGAACGAGGAAAACCAGCGUCUGCUUGUGCUGCACCCUGACACGGCCAGGCUGGUGCCCUCCCUCUUGACCUCCAAAGUCAUGGCCAUUCAGCAGCAGAGCCUGGCUCUGCUACUGCAGCUCUCUCAGACUGAGCACGGACGGAGUCUGGUCAUCAGCCACCUUGACUUGACCCGAUUUCUGGAAGCACUGCUCUCAUUUCUUGACUUCUCAGACAAGAAGGCCAGUACUGCUAUUCGACUGCUCACAGACUUAGCUCUAGAAGAAAGAUUCCAAGUCUGGUUCCAGGCCAACCUUCCAGGUGUUCUCCCCAUACUCACAGGUGUUCUGAAGAGAGAUCCCAUGGUAACCGAUUCCUCAGCACUCAGCAGGUGUAUUGCCAUCAUGGGAAACCUCAGUGCUGACGCUGCUUCCCGAAGACACAUGGCAGCCUGUGAAGAAUUUGGGGACGCCUGUUUGAGCCUGCUGGCCAAGUGUGAAGAUGACAGGGACCUCUACAGAGAGAUCACAUACACGCUCCUGGGACUCGUGAUGAACCUGUGUCUUCAGGUCCCCUUCAGCUCAGAGGUGUGGGCUAUGGAGCUGAGCAGAAGGUGCCUGUCUUUACUGAACAGCCAGGAUGGGGGCAUCCUAACAAGAGCUGCUGGUGUUCUGAGCCGGACCCUUUCCUGCUCUCAGAAAACCAUCAAGGAGGCCGUGAGAGCGGGAGUGGUGAGGAAGAUGAUUAAAUUCCUGAAGGUAAAACACCUUCGCUGCUUACCGCCUCUUGAAUUUCCAGGCGUCUUCUCUUUUGUUCAGACAGGAGGCCAGACUGCAUCACAUUAUGCCAUAAAGAUCCUAGCUAUCUGCACAAAUACCUGCUGUGACGCUCGGGAAGAAAUAGUAAGACUGGAUAAAAAGUUCAGUGUUCUGCUGAACCUGCUCAGCUCAGAGGAUGAGAUCCUGAUGGGUAAUGCUGCCCUCUGCCUCGGCAACUGCAUGGAGGUGCCCAGUAUUGCGUCCUCCAUGCUGAAGACGGACCUUGUGCAAGUCCUGUUAAAGCUAGCGGGUGGCGACUCACAGAGGACAGCCGUGCAGCUGAACGCGGGCAUCGCUCUGGGGAAGCUGUGCACAGCCGAGCCCAGGUUCACUGCUCAACUGAGAGAGCUUCAUGGGUUGGAAAUUCUCAACUCUACGAUGAAAUACCUCAACGAUUCUUAAGAGAUGUGUGUCUGUGCAGCUUUGCAAACAUACAACUGUAUAUUGUAGAUUGUUCAUGUGCUAAUAAAGUCCUUUAAAAUAUCCA